Messenger RNA from Ambispora leptoticha, 441 nucleotides. NCBI's taxonomy places the organism in Eukaryota, Fungi, Glomeromycota, Glomeromycetes, Archaeosporales, Ambisporaceae. The record is from the annotation of a GenBank genome assembly.
AUGCCGACAAACAUAAUAAAACGGCAUCAAAAGCUUGCGGCAAAAAUGGCAAAAAAACAUGAAACUGAUUCGCAGACAAUCACACAUUUAAUGUUUCACGGAACGACGUAUCGUUGUCGUGAUCCGAUUACGACGUUGGAAACCAAAGUUGAAUUAUGCGAGAAUAAAGGGUGUGCAAUGUGUGGAAUUCUUAGAAAGGGAAACAAAACACGAAACCGAUGGUUUUGGUGGAAGAAAUCGGGGAUUUGGUCGUCGAAUGAUCCAGCGCAUUCAUUAAUCUAUUCCUUGAAAUGCGAUCAACGCCCUUACAUUAUGUUUGCAUUGGAUGUUCUUGCUCCAUUGCCCGGUUAUACUCUCAAAGUUUUUAACAAGGCUGUAAGUUUUCUAUUUCUUAUUCAUGUUUCUUCAGGCCACAAUACCGAGAUGUUUGAUAAUAUUUGA